CAACCCCACACCUGUGCCAGCAUCACUUCCUGUGGCCUUGCCGCUGCCAGCACCACUUCCUGUGGCCUUGCCGCUGUCAGCACCACUUCCUGUGGCUUUGCCGCUGCCAGCACCACUUCCUGUGGCCUCCCCAUCAUGGAGUGCCCGUUCUACAUCUCCUGAUGUAGAUGAAGACACUUGUGGAUCUCAAGCAACUGAUGCAGUUGAUGAGCAGCAUGGUGGACUCAACAUCAAUCCCUGAUGCCAACCAAAUGAACAUCCGGCGAGACAGCGUAUUCGAGUGUGCGCUCAGAGGUUUUCGGCGGACACGCUUUAACCCUGAGGCAAAAUUGGACGCUGUCUUCAGGGACGCUGAUGGAAUUUGAGAGGGGGCAGCUGACGAGGGUGGGCCCACGAGGGAGUUCCUCUGUCUGCUGAUGAGUGCCAUCCACUCAUCUGAUAUAUUUGAGGGACCAGACUGGGAAAAAUCCCUUUCCUGCAACUCUCAAGCACUCUAUGAUGGCGUGUACAAACAGGUGGGAAGAAUGAUUUCUGUCUGUCUGGUACACGGGGGUGUAGAGCCACAGUUCUUUUCAGAACGACUUUACAGGCAAGUCUGUGGCCUACAACCUCCUGUCACAGACAUAGCAGAAAUCAAUGACUACAACUUCCGGGAAAAGUUGACCAAGGUACAAAUAGCACAAACUGUGGACGAGGCUCAUGAAGCGGUGCUGGAGGCCUCUGAUGAACUCUCUAUGUUGGGUUCAGUCCGAUAUAUGCAGACCUUGGAGGAGAGGGAUGCCUUGGUGGAAUCUGCCACCAAGUUCUACCUGGAAAGCAGGCUACGGGAUGCUGUUGAGCAGUUCAAAGAGGGUCUGGAGUGUCUUAGUCUCCUCCUGAUUGCAACCAGACACCCAUCCCUCUUCAGAGAGGUUUUUAUCCAUGUAGAGAAACCUCUAUUAGCCAAAGACUUGGCUUCUCUUUUUGUGCCGGAACUCUCCCCUGCUGGCAGCAACAAGAGAACAGUGGAGAGUAGGACCAUAUGUUUUUGGAGAGAUAGGUUGCUGGAGGUGGAAGGUUAGACAAAACCAGAAUUAAA
Molecule: messenger RNA, 1078 nt
Organism: Osmerus eperlanus (European smelt)
Lineage: Eukaryota; Metazoa; Chordata; Actinopteri; Osmeriformes; Osmeridae
Product: G2/M phase-specific E3 ubiquitin-protein ligase-like
Exons: 5
Coding region: 417-1061 (214 amino acids)
Molecular function (GO): ubiquitin-protein transferase activity
Source: RefSeq, a predicted model, not a curated record